AAAGAAAAAAUAUAAAGUCCCUUCCUUCAUAUAUUACUUCUGAUCUCUCCUCUCUUUUGUUCUUUCUUCUUUGCUUGCUUUCUUUCUCUUUCUUUUCUGCAACUGUCUUUAUGUAUAGUGUUAUAUUCUCUACCAUAAACCUUUUACAAAAGAAGAAGCAAUAUUUGGAGAACUAGCACAAAAAUGGCUUUCACAUCUAUUCCUCUCUAUCUAGAUCCUCCCAAUUGGCUACAUGAGCAAGCACAUCAUCAACAACAACAACAACUCGGAGUUUCUAAUGAGAACCCCACUCAGCUCUCACCAGCUAUGCUUCCACCUCCAGCAGCAUCAGGAGGAGGUGGCGGUGCAGCUGGCUCAAUUAGGCCUGGCUCGAUGGUAGAGCGAGCCAGGCUAGCAAAGGUAACACAGCCAGAGACUGCCUUGAAAUGUCCACGUUGCGAGUCCACGAAUACUAAGUUUUGUUACUUCAACAACUACAACCUUUCUCAACCGCGUCAUUUCUGUAAGACUUGUCGGAGGUAUUGGACUAGAGGUGGCGCGUUGAGGAACGUCCCUGUCGGAGGUGGAUGCCGGAGGAACAACAAGAGAAGUAGUAAAAGAUCAACUAGAUCAAAAUCCCCAAUUAGAGGUGAAAGAUCAAGAAAAGGUCCCAAUAUUAUUACCUCUAAUGGUACUACUAUUACUAAUCCUAUCCAUUUGCCUCCUCCAAGUACACAUUUGUCAUUCUUGAGUACCCCUUUUCAUAAUUUCAAUCACUUCAAUUCUACACAAAAUAGCUUGACUUUUGGAGAAAUUCAAUCUCAUGAGGGUGAUGGAAGCAAUAAUCAAAUGAAUUUGUCAGCUAGAUUUGUUGACCAAUUUAGACUUCAACAAAUGCAACAAUUUUCUCUCCUCUCCCCCUUGGAACAACAGCCUAGUAAUUUAUAUCCAAUAUAUAGUGAAUCUAGGAUUACUGAUCUGGAAAAUGUGAAGGUGGAAGAGAGUAAAAGUAGCACUAAUAACCAAGGGCUGAAUAUACAAGGAAGUAACAAUUUGGGGGUCACAAGUGAUCAAUUUUGGACAGAUAUGUCUGGUUAUAAUACUACUUCCACUAGCCAACUAUUGUGAUUUUCUGGUGCCAUCUUCAGAGAAAAACCCUAUCAAGCGCAGCUUGAGUUUUCAUUUUCUUUGGAUAAUGGUGUCGUCCUGCCAACUUCUCGCACAUUGUUUUGAUGUGUACCAUGUCUCGGGUCUCUCACCAGCAAAGUACCAGAUUACUCUGCGGCAAGCUAGUGCUUUUCGUUAACUACUACACAGGUUCCUCAUCGGAUAAUUCUGCUCCUCCAGGCUUAUGGGCAAGUAUGGAAUUCGUUUCGAUUUGCUUCUACAAAUUCCCAUCUAGCUUAAAGCUUUAUGGUAGGCUUUCUAGUUCUCAAUUUUUUUGGUUCUUUGAGUAUUGUGUUAUGGAUGUUUUAAAAAAAUGGAGGGUUUUUUUAUCCAUCAAGAUCUUCAAACAUUAUCUAACAUGAAAGUGCUGAUUGUGAUUCUAAGAGAUGUAAUCAUGACUUGAUUAUUGAGUGAUUUUAGUGAAAGUGUCAUCCAUUAA
Lycium ferocissimum is the source of this 1585-nucleotide messenger RNA. Its product is annotated as dof zinc finger protein DOF3.6-like. Gene Ontology annotation, biological process: regulation of DNA-templated transcription. Gene Ontology annotation, molecular function: DNA binding; DNA-binding transcription factor activity. Bases 184 to 1107 code for a protein of 307 amino acids. The transcript is spliced from 2 exons. Lineage: Eukaryota; Viridiplantae; Streptophyta; Magnoliopsida; Solanales; Solanaceae. The record is from RefSeq and is a predicted model, not a curated record.